AUGCAGCAAAAGCACGCCUUCUACGAGCAACAGCUCGAGGACCUCCACUGUAACAUCUUUAUGCUGCAGGAGGCCAAGCCACCAGUCAAAGCCGAGUCGGAACGGCUCCUUGUCCUAGAGGUCGCGGUCGCUGAAGGCCGUAUAGCUCUGGUCUCAGCUCAUUGCCCUCAUGCUGCACGGCGCGAGGAGGCUGCGACUUUCAUCCAGGAGUUUGUGCGGCUUCGACACGCACAGCUGAUCAUCGUCGGCGCGGACCUCAAUUGUCGCCUACCUUGCUAUAGGGCGAAUGUCACGGGUGGGCUCAGCUGCGGAGAGCCCGAUGACAUCGGAGAGCAAAUUGCCAGAGUUUGCGAGCGAGAGGGCUUGUGGGCCCCCUCUACGUUCAAGGAGCUCCACCGCGGCGACAGCUACACCUACAGACACCCGGGUGGAGGGGCCCACCGCCUGGACUACAUCCUGCUCGGGGGCCGGACGAAGCCGACCUGUCUGAGGAGCGAGGUGGCGUACCAGUUUGACACCCUCAACCCCAACGAGGACCACCCCCCUGUGAAGGUCCAGAUCGAUGGUGAAUGGAAGCGAGGCUGCCGCCGGCGACUCCGACGAGCGCGAUACGACAGAGAGAAAAUGGCGACACCGGAGGGCAAACAGAUUAUCGCGGCAAGCAUGCGCAACUACGCCCCGCCAGCAUGGGGGGUACAUCCGGACCAACACUACCAGCACCUCCUGGACCACAUCCACAACAUGAUGGACCGCCACUUUGCGAAGGCCAAUGACGCGCCACGUGCGUCAUUCGUGCCCUCAUGGAUCUGGGACACGCGGGCUGCCAAACUACGGCUCAAGGAAGCGACCCGCCAUCAUCGCGAGGGCCGCGGCUCCCUUCUCAGAGCAGCCCUGGUCUGCUGGAGAAUCGAGGCAGGCGGAUGGAUUUUCGAGCGGGUGGCGCACAAGCACCACGUCCUCUACGGCCUCUACUCGAUGCGGUGA
Messenger RNA from Symbiodinium sp. CCMP2592, 984 nucleotides. The record is from the annotation of a GenBank genome assembly. Lineage: Eukaryota; Dinophyceae; Suessiales; Symbiodiniaceae.